AUGCGUCCGAAUCCCAAGCAGCUGGUCGACUUCUUCGCCCGCUCGCUCACAUCCUUCCAGUCGUCGCCCGACGUCUUCCGCGUCCUGUGCACACUGCCGCACGUCGUCGGCGGCGGCCGAGAACCCGGUCCGCGACGCGCGUCUUCGCAGGUGGUGAGGCGCCUGGUGGUUCUCGACUCGAGCUUCAAUCCGCCGACGAGGGCGCAUGGGGAGAUGGCGCGGUCUGCGCUGCGAACGACAACAACAAGUGUGCGGUUGAUGCUGUUGCUUUCUGUAAACAAUGCGGAUAAAGCGCCCAAGCCGGCGAGUUUCCCGGUACGGCUGGGUAUGAUGGAUGCGUUUGGGCAUGGUCUCUUGAGGAGCCUUGAGGAUGAGGGGAUCAGGCCUGAGAUUGAUGUCGCGGUUACCAAGAUGCCGUAUUUUCACGACAAGGCGAGGGUCAUUGGGGAGAGCGGCGUGUAUGGGCCUUCUUCUUCUUCUUCUUCUUCUUCUGCUUUGGGAGAAGGAGGGGCACAUGAGCCGGAGCAAGUGUUUCUGGCGGGCUUUGACACGGUGAUACGGAUAUUCAAUCCAAAGUACUACGGAGGAGGAGAAGGGAUGAAGGCUGCGCUGGGACCUUUUUUCGAGAGAGCGAGGCUGAGGGUCACGAUGAGGACGGACGAUGAGUGGGGAGGGGAAGAGGAGCAGCGAGCGUAUGUGAGGGGGCUUGGGGAGGGCGUGCUGGAUGAGGUUGGGGGGGAUGCGGCGUGGGCUGGGAGGGUUGACUUGGUGCAGGGGGGAGGGACGGGGAACGGGGUGAGUAGUUCGAGGGUGAGGGAGAUGGUGAGGAGGGGGCAGAGGGAGGCGUUGGGGGAGAUGGUUGAUGAUGAGGUUCUGGGGUGGAUUGAGGGGAUGGGCCUGUAUAGAGAGUGA
Trichoderma reesei QM6a is the source of this 912-nucleotide messenger RNA. RefSeq lists its product as uncharacterized. Gene Ontology annotation, molecular function: nicotinamide-nucleotide adenylyltransferase activity; ATP hydrolysis activity. The record is from RefSeq and is a predicted model, not a curated record. Bases 1 to 912 code for a protein of 303 amino acids. Gene Ontology annotation, cellular component: nucleus; cytoplasm. The transcript is spliced from 2 exons. Lineage: Eukaryota; Fungi; Ascomycota; Sordariomycetes; Hypocreales; Hypocreaceae.